This is a messenger RNA of Harmonia axyridis, 1317 nucleotides long. RefSeq names its product testis-specific serine/threonine-protein kinase 3-like. The record is from RefSeq and is a predicted model, not a curated record. The coding region runs from base 231 to 1157 and encodes 308 amino acids. Lineage: Eukaryota; Metazoa; Arthropoda; Insecta; Coleoptera; Coccinellidae. Gene Ontology annotation, molecular function: tau-protein kinase activity; protein serine/threonine kinase activity; ATP binding. Gene Ontology annotation, biological process: microtubule cytoskeleton organization; intracellular signal transduction; protein phosphorylation. The transcript has 6 exons. Gene Ontology annotation, cellular component: cytoplasm.
UACCUUAUCGAUAUUAAUUAACACAUUGCCAUGGAAACAGCAGAAAGUUAAAAAUCUGACAGAACAGGGGUGGUUAAUUUUUGAGUAAUAAUUUUGACAAUAAAAAGUCACUCAAAUGUUAGAUAAAGAUCUAUUAAGUGUCCAGAUUGAAUAAAUUUCGGUUGAAACAGUUAAGAGUGAGAUUGAAUACUGAGUGUACUCCUUUUAAGUGAGAAAGAACAACUGUCGAAAUGGCAGCGAUGAAAUUUAGAACAGGGCUUUGUUCAGCAGAGAAAUCUUCCCAGAAAUAUUUGAAGACGAUUGGAUUUACGAUAGGGAAAACUAUAGGUAAAGGGACUUACAGUAAAGUUUGCAUCGCAACCAACGAAAAUCAAAAACUGGCCUGUAAAAUAAUAAAUAGGAAGAAAGCUGGACAAGAUUUUAUCGAGAAAUUUUUACCGAGAGAACUAAAGAUAUUAAGCAGUAUCAAGCACCCUCAUAUUGUUACAAUUUACCAUAUUCUAGAUAUAAAUAAUAUUGUUCAUAUUUUCAUGGAUUUUUGUAAGAAUGGUGAUUUGCUGGAGUAUAUUAAAAAUUAUGGUCCUCUGACUGAAACUCGUGCUAAGAUGUAUUUUAGGCAGAUAACGUCAGCAGUAGAAUACCUACAUAAGCAUAAUUUAGCGCACAGAGAUUUGAAAUGCGAGAAUAUCCUACUCACGUCUGCCAACAAAAUAAAACUAGCGGAUUUUGGAUUCGCGAGGUUCACAGUGAAUGAAAAGAAGGAACCAGUGAUGUCCGAGACUUUUUGCGGAUCUGCAGCAUACGCAGCCCCAGAAAUUUUACAGGGAAUCGAAUACGAUCCGAAAAAAAUCGACAUAUGGGCCCUUGGUUGUAUCCUGUACAUUAUGAUAACAGCAUCGAUGCCUUUCGACGAUUCUAAUAUCAAGAAAAUGGUCAAGGACCAACAGAAUCGAAUCGUUAAUACUUUCAUGAAGUUCAAUUGGAAAACUUCUCACUCGUUGAAGGAGAUGAUGGGGAACAUCCUAGAACCCGAGGUGUCAGAGAGGGCCGAUAUCGAAGAUAUCAGGUAUUCAGCCUGGCUACUGAAAGAGAGUAUCCCAGGAGAGAAAGAGUCUACAAAACAGAAAUCUUUGUCAAUGCUACAAGUAAUGAUGUAAUAUUGAUAGCUCCGUAUUUGUUUUCGGAUCAACAUAAUACAAUUUUUCAAUUAUAGUCGUUUUGUUCAUAUUUUGUUGUGAUGAAAUUCAAACAGAGCCUAAUUCCGGUUAUAUGAUUAUAACUUCCUUUGAUGAAUAAACAGAAUGGGCGUCUUUUCCA